AAGACCGACCGCCCCGUUUACCGCAAUCUAUUUACGUGUACGAUAAGUGAUCGUUUUGCAACCUCGUUGCGUUUUUAAGUCGUCAUCCACAAGACGAAUGGAGUCAUUUAAGAAAAAAUAAAUUAGGAGGAGGGUGGAAACCCUACAGAUGAAGUGUAUACUCACCGAGAAACUUCUAACCAAAAUUACUUAAUUUGCGACGUUCAAGUUAGCAUUUGAGCUAUGAUUAUACAGGGGUGGAUUAUACGACACAUUGUACAUCAAUAGUGCAAAGGUGAACAAUGUGAUUGGAGUAUUUUCACCAGAAAUACAAGUUUAUCGUCAUUGGAUCAGCUGCUUUAUGGUGGACAUGACGGAAGACCAAACCUUGGAGAUACAUGCUGAUCAACCCUGGAUUUCCAAAACAUUCAUAUCAAUAGUUAUAAUGAAAUAAACUUCGUGUCAACCGAAUGAUCUCACAAUAAACUCUGUGGACCAUCAUUCCCUGAAACCUGGAAACUGUGACUCCUUAAACAGAUUUUUUGUCACCUUUUUGGAGUUGUACAAACAAAAAUGGGAAAACACGAGUAUAGAGGAGUACGAGCCCAGCGGGCUAUGAAUCUCGCAGCAGCUAGACGUGAGGAAAAAGAGAAAAUGAAGCGUAUGAAAUAUGGAUACUACGACCCGAGUCGACCAGAGUUCUACCCCAGAUCCUUGGCUCGUCCAACGACACCCCGCCCUCAGAGUGCAGGUCUGGCAAUGAGGGGUACAGAGGCACGUGAUAUUGGCAUAGACUUGGGACCUGCCCCUGAGAAGCCGAAGGAAACGGUACGAUCAACAUCCUGGAAGUAUCUCCACACGUGUGUUGGCAUCAUGGCUUUAGCAAUGGUCGGAAUUGGACUUCUUGUGGGGAUCACCUCCCAUUGGGUGACCAGUAGAGCUGGACAGGCUGGUAUCGGUCUCAUCUGCGGUGGGGUCGGACUCGUCAUAGGCGUCAUCAUCUUCGCAUUCAUACGGCUCAAGCACGCCAAGAUGAAAGAAAAGAGGAGAGAAAAGAAGAAGGCAAAGACUGCUCUUGAAGCCGGUAAAAGUGGUGGGAAAGCGAUUCAGACGAAAGGUACAGCUCAAGAUCUUCCGAUGAGACCAAUGUCAAGCAAACCGAACAGGCCAACGAAGAGCAGGAACGAGACGAAGGAGGAGAGGGAGGAGACAAGUUCAUAUGAAGAAAGUGGCAGUGAAGUGAACGAGGAGACGACAUCAGAUACGGCCAACAUCGUCCCUAGAUCAGUAAGCCGAACUAGUAUGAGCCUCCAAGGUUCUAUCAAUAUGAGUGCCAUUCCUGAAGACGAGGAGGAAGAGGAGCAGGAGAAUGACAACAAGGCAUCGUCAUCGAAAAAGACCUCGGAGAGUAAAGACUUGGAUAGUAAUAGUUUACCAGGUGUAAUUGUGACGUCAGAGAAAGAUACGUAGUUAGUGAUUGUCAAUGUCUCAUUGCCGCUCAUAGAAUGUGAACAAUUUCAACCCCAAAUCAAAUAUUAAUUGAUUUUUGACUAUUUAGUUACACUUCUUUGGGACUUCGUUUUAUUUUCCGAAUUGUCGGUCAUUUUGAAACAUAUUGUUUGUGCAAACCCGGCGUUUACCAGAUUCGAACCUCGAGGAUAGCGCCAAAUUAGUUCUUGAUUAAGAAAUAUAUAUACAUAUAUAUAUAUAUAUAUAUAUAUAUAUAUAUAUAUAUAUAUAUAUAUA
Messenger RNA from Lytechinus pictus (painted urchin), 1725 nucleotides. RefSeq lists its product as uncharacterized. The record is from RefSeq and is a predicted model, not a curated record. The transcript has 3 exons. Bases 553 to 1449 code for a protein of 298 amino acids. Lineage: Eukaryota; Metazoa; Echinodermata; Echinoidea; Temnopleuroida; Toxopneustidae.